This is a messenger RNA of Bursaphelenchus okinawaensis, 2370 nucleotides long. NCBI's taxonomy places the organism in Eukaryota, Metazoa, Nematoda, Chromadorea, Rhabditida, Aphelenchoididae. The record is from the annotation of a GenBank genome assembly.
AUGUGCACAUACUUAGUGGUCUUGUUGUUGUUCUACACUGGUGAUGCGACUAACCCGUACAAGAGUAAUGACGAAGUAAGUGGACGCGGUAAUUGGGUUACCGUAACUCGGUUGGGGGAGGGGGGAUUGUUUUAUGUUUUACACGAUUUAAGAAAGUGUACUUUUUGGAAAACAUAGGAUGUGUACUAUUAUACUCUGUAAGAUAAAUUUAUUUAAUUUGGGCAGCAUUUUUAUACUUUUAUGUAAAUAAAAUCCAUUUCAGGAGCUGAUAAAUCUAUAUGAACGCAAGAAAUGGGCGAAAGAUUACGAUGAUAUCCGACUGUUAAUAGGCUCGUUUUGGGAGCCGUCGGCGGCUUCUAUCAACAAACACCAUAGCUAUAAUGAAAUGACACAAUUUUUAAAGGUAUUUCCAAUUUUUUGAAAUUUUUUGAUCAAUCUAGAAAGUAAAUACACCAUAAAUGUGCUAUAACAUCAUUUUUCAGAACUUAUCUACCAGGUUUCCUCGAAUAUCAACCUUAAACUCGAUAGGAAGAAGCAUAGAAGGUCGAGAGCUGUGGGUCUUGACCAUCGGCCGAAUGCCAAAACAUCAUUUACCUGGGCGACCCGAGUUUAAAUAUGUUGGUAAUAUGCAUGGUAACGAGGUAUUGGGUCGAGAGUUACUGCUACAGUUGGCUGCGGUAUUAUUAAAUAACUACGGUAAAAAUAAAUAUAUCACAAAGUUGAUGGACUCCACCAGGAUUCACAUUCUACCGUCCAUGAAUCCAGAUGGCUACGAUAAGGCACAGGAGGGCGAUGAGACUGGGACUAGGGUAAGUUAGGUUAUAGAUAGUAAGAUUGGGCAUAAGCUGACAUUGUAGAAUAUAGUAAAGAUAAAUUGCAGUAACCUACAAUGUCAGAUUGAUAAAAAGUAGUUUUGAGUUUUUAUGUUGUGAUGACUUUGCUUUCACAUGACUUUAACUCUUACUCUUCAUAUGAUGAUUUCGGAUGUUAUAGUAGCUGAGUUAAUUCUAAUUUUAGGGAAGAGAAAACGCAAAUGGAGUAGAUCUGAACAGAAACUUUCCUCCACAAGACAACUACCGUGCUCACUACCACAGAAGUACGACAGUCGUUCAAAAAGAAACUCAACUGUUAAUGGACUGGACUAAAAGCAUACCUUUUGUGUUAUCAGCCAAUCUACAUUCAGGUAAAUAAUGGCAUGAAUCAUAAAGAAAAUUGUAAAAACUAUGUUAUCUUCUUCGUAUAUAAAUGUUAAGCCUUUCAAAGUUUUGAAUAUGAUUUUAGAUGAUAAGGGCUACUAAGGCUAAAAUAUUUUUUUGUCAGCAAAAAUAUAUAUUUAAUUUCAGGAACAGCCCUGGUCAACUACCCAUUCGAUGACGGUGUUGGGGACAGAUCCAAAACUAAAGACAACAACUUGUUCGUACUUAUUGCCUAUUCAUACGCUCGGGCACAUAAACGAAUGGCUAAAAAAGUAGGUUUUGAUGUUAUAGACAGGUUUUUACGUUUGGUUCAGUCAGGCACGUCGCUACAGAUUUGUUGUAAGGCGGGGGGGGGGAGAGAAAAAAAACUUUUUUUUUUAGUAUUUUCAAACAGGACUUAUUACCUUUUCAUAUAUCAAUACUAAUAUAUUAGUUAAGCCCAUAAGCCACGAUUCCAGGGUCCCCGUUGCCUACUAGACCACCUGAACGACCCACUAGACCCAGAGCUGGGCAUCGUGAAUGGAGCCAGCUGGUACGAGGUGACCGGCGGGAUGCAGGACUGGAACUACGUGUUCGGCCGCUGCUUCGAGGUGACCGUCGAAAUGAAUUGCGUCAAAUUCCCUAAGGCAAAGGAGCUGUUCAGCUUCUGGGAGGAGCACAAGUUCGCCCUCCUGCACUACAUUUCGAUCGUGCAUCAGAGUCUGCACGGCUUCGUGCAUGACGAACAGACAGGAAAGGGCGUCUCCAAUGUCACGGUGUCGGUGGGCGACGGGCCGUUGGUCGUAUCUUCUUACAAGUACGGCGAUUAUUGGCGCUUACUGCUUCCGGGCACGUACAAUGUAAGGUUGAAAUGGCAUAGUACUACUGAUUUCUUAGUUUACAUUAUAGUUAUUACAGUAUUAUAGCAAUUAGUUAGCAUAAUGCCGCUCAUACAUACUACCAUUAUGAUAUUGUUUAGGUAACAUUCGAGCACCCCAACUACUACCCCCAGCAUCAUACUGUAAUUAUUUCGGAAAAUGUCAGAAGUCUUUCAUUCAACGUCACUCUACGACCUCAUUCCUACCAUGUGAGACAUCAGAAGCUGUCCCACACGUUAAACGCUGCCACUCACAUCUACCUUAACAUUGUUCUCAUCUCAGGAGUCAUAUUGGCUCAGCUAUCACGGGUACUGUAA